AUGGAAAGAAUUGAUUUUAUAUCUCACGACAUUAAUAAAUUCGAAAUCCGUCUUAAACCGAUUCAAAUUCAAAUCUCCAGUCUUGCCGACGUUCAAUACUGUAAGAAUCUUAAAGAGCUUUACGUGAGGAAAAACGAAAUAAAAAAUCUCAACGAAAUUUGCUACCUGAAAAAUUUACCGUAUUUAAAAGCGCUAUGGCUCGCCGAAAAUCCAUGUUCGGCUUCGGACAGUCUUUACCGAUUUACAGUCAUAAAAAAUUUACCUACGUUGGAAAAAUUAGACGACGUGAAAAUAGAACUAGAAGAAAGACAAGAUUCGAUGAAAAAAGGAAGAGAUUUGAUACAUCCGGAAGAUUCAGAUUAUGAAAAUAAUAGUCCCGCUCAAAGUCCGGUCAGAAUUUCGAGAUCGCCACCCGUUAGUGGUCGUUCUUCGGAUCAGGAUAUAGAAGAAGAAGUUGAAAGUAGAAAAUCAUACAGUCCAGAACCGGAGCCUCCCACUUACACAACGCAAAACGAAAGCAAAUAUUCGGGUCGAAACGAUCGCUACGAAAAUAAAAAUUACAAAAAUAAUCGUCGUCCGAAUGAAGUUUCGUAUGAACAGCAAUACGAUAACGGAGUUGGGAGUGAAAGCGUGGUAAGCGAAAAACACAUUGAUACAUCUCAUUGUACAUCUUAUUUAAACCGUCGCAAUUCCGAUACUUCCAUAUCGUUUAAAAAAGAAAAAACAAUAAUAGAAUCUAACACGAGGAUACUCCAUAACUCUACUAACCAAGAAGAUUACGAAGGUGAUAACACCCCCGAUAACAAGGAGGGAUAUUGUUAUUGCGCUUCGAAUCGCUAUGAUCGUCGAAUUCAGGUGAAUGCUAGCCGAUAUAGAGAUCGAGGGGAAGGUACGAGGUGCUCCAGUAGCGAUGGGAGCGGGCGUACGAGUCCCCAUAAGGGGCAAGAAAGAGCGUACCGACAAUACGAUAAUUAUCGAAUAGAUGGAGAAAGGUAUUCCAAACCUUCUCCUUAUCCGCCAAGGCGGCCCGUCACAAGGAAUUCAAAUCUCCUUUCAGCAGUAUUAUGUCUCAUUAAAGAACUAGAUUAUCCAAGUUUGGAAGUUGUUGCUAUUGCCGUCAGAUGCAGGAUGGACGAAUUCGAUGAUUAG
Pediculus humanus corporis (human body louse) is the source of this 1149-nucleotide messenger RNA. Its product is annotated as leucine rich repeat protein, putative. Gene Ontology annotation, molecular function: protein binding. Lineage: Eukaryota; Metazoa; Arthropoda; Insecta; Psocodea; Pediculidae. Gene Ontology annotation, biological process: cytoskeleton organization. The transcript has 8 exons. The record is from RefSeq and is a predicted model, not a curated record. The coding region runs from base 1 to 1149 and encodes 382 amino acids.